CUGACUUAGAUCUUCACUCAAAAUCAGUGUUCAUUUCUUUCUUUCAUUUGUUGAAAAAACUUAUUUUCGAACGGCUCUUCGAGUAUCAGCCUAAGGCUUUCAUAUUAUAACCAUCUACUCUGUUGAUUAUGCUGUUGGAAGAAAGACUCGAGAAAAACAUGUCAUUGCCUCCUAUACAAGUACCCACUUCUAUCAAAAUGCGAACAAUUCCUCAAAAGUAAAUUCAGAUAAGGUUCCAAAUCUGAAAUAUUCAUAUAGUAUAUAUAGAUGUCUUCUUUUAUCUGCCGAAUAACAUUGAAAUCAUCCUAUCAGAAUUCGAACGUUUAUAGCAAGAUGAAGUUGAUAAUAUUUGCGGCCUGUAUCAUUUCCUCGUUGGCUUUUCUUCCUGAUGAGGUGGUUUAUGAGGAAUGGGUGAAAUUUUUGGAAAAGUACCAAAAAUCAUACAGAUCGAACAUACAGUUCUACAAGAGACAGAUGGUAUUCAGGAAGAACCUAGAGCACUUCUACGAGCACAACAAACUCUUCGAAGAGGGAAAAGUGACCUACACCAAGGGCAUCAACAAAUUUUCAGAUUUGACGCCUGAAGAAUUUGCAAUUUACGUACAAGAGGGUUUGCUGAAAUAUGAGUACGAACACAUCGACGGUGGGGAGUACACGGGGGAUGAUUUCACGAAACAGGUGGAAUACGUCGAUUGGAGGGAGAAGGGGGCUGUGAGUCACGUGAGGGAUGAGGGAAUAUGUGCUCCUUGCUAUGCUAUCAGUGCGGCUGAAGCCAUCGAGGGACAACUGAAGAUCGUGAAAGGCAUAUCUGCAAACAUCAGCGUCCAAAACCUCGUGGACUGCACCAGGGAACAAGGAAAUCUUGGAUGCUCCGGAGGUCUAGUCACAAAUUGUUACGAAUACGUCAAACAGCAUGGGAUAGAGACAGAGAAGGACUAUCCCCCAGUCGGUCACGAAACCUUCGUGUGUGGUUUCAACCAAACCAAAAGCGUUGCCCAGUUGAAGACCUACAUGAAAGUCUCCAAAGGCUCGGAGAAGGCCCUUAGAAACGCCAUCGCAGAGAUUGGUCCCAUAUCUGUCGGUAUGGAUUUCACCGUCAACUUAAUGGGAUAUAAAUCUGGAAUUUUCGACGACGAAUCUUGCGACAGUAAUAAGAUACUGCACACGGCGUUGGCUGUUGGUUAUGGAACGGAGAACGGAGUCGAUUUCUACAUCGUUAAGAACGUAUUUGGUGCAGAUUGGGGUGAAAACGGAUAUUUCAGGAUAGUGAGGAAUAAAAAUAAUAGGUGCGGUAUCGCUAGUAUGGCAACGUUCCCUGUUUUAGCCUAGAAUUUUUGUGCUGGGUGAAAUAAAACAGUUUACAGUUA
Molecule: messenger RNA, 1367 nt
Organism: Coccinella septempunctata (seven-spotted ladybird)
Lineage: Eukaryota; Metazoa; Arthropoda; Insecta; Coleoptera; Coccinellidae
Product: procathepsin L-like
Exons: 4
Coding region: 268-1329 (353 amino acids)
Cellular component (GO): lysosome
Molecular function (GO): cysteine-type endopeptidase activity
Source: RefSeq, a predicted model, not a curated record